UUUUAUUUAUUUUAUUUAUUUAAUAUAAUUUAAAAUUCGUGCAAUCUUUUAAUUCUAUGUGUGUUUUUAAUUUUGAAUAUUUAUGAAAAUUGUGGUUUCAAAAGCGAAAGUAGACAAUUUAACAAACUUAUUUUAAAAUGGCAACGGGAACUACGUUUAACUCCAAUCAAGACAAAGCAAGCGAUUUCGAUAACAAAUGUGAUGCAACGUCAUUAUGCAAACCCUGUGUAAGAAAUAAAUCUUCUAAUGCAGCCACGGUUUUCUGCAAAGACUGCAAAGAGCUGUUUUGCGACCAAUGCAGUCGUCUAAACACGAUAUUCAAAGCAGGCAAACAUGAUAUUAUCAGUGUUGCUGACAUGGAUUCAGUCCGCGGCAAUUUGACAUGAAAGGUAUGGACGUUUGUCAAGAACACGGUCAAAAGAUCAAGUUUUUCUGUCGAGACCAUUCCAAACUUUGUUUUAGUACCCGUGCCUUUAAACACCGGAAAUGUGAGCAUGUAGAUGAAAUUGCAAAAUUGUCUGAACAAAUACGUUCAGAGCUUUAUUCGCUGAAGGAAUCAUUGCAAAAAAUAAAAUCGGAUGCUGAAUAUAUUAUUACGGAGUGUAAGAAGUCAGAGAAUGACUUGAAUGAGUCGAUUGAAAACAUGUCUGUAGAGGAAGAUGAAAUGAAAACCCGAUUCGAUACAUUUUUUGAAAAUGCUAAGAACAAGAUGUUAACUGAGGCGAAUUCAGUAAAGUGUGAAGAGGUGAACAGAUUAGAUGCCAGGUCUACAGCAUCUUCGAAAAUUAAGGCAAAGAUAGCUCAACUUGUACCUACGUGUUCUACUGUUUUGGAACACGGAACGCUACAGCAAAUGUUUAUAUUGUCAAACCUUAUUGAUGAGAAGCAUCAUAGAAUGAACGGAUGUAUCCGUGCACAACAACAGAUGCAACGGACACCAAAACUGUCGAUGCCAUUUCCUAAAGAGUUAUACGAACUUCUUGCAUUGGUAGAAAAUGUUAUGAAGCUGAAUAGCGUGCAAAACAAAACAGACCAGGAAAUUUCAGACUGCCUAUCAUCCCUUUCUAGGCCAGUAACCCUAGAGCUGCUCGUGUCCGCGGAUCUACCAAAGGCUGGAGAUGACAAGGAUUACCCUUUUCUCACUGGACUGGACUUCCUGCCGGACGGAAGAUAAGUAGCCGUGGACAACAAUAAUGAGUAAUGUAUCAUAUUUAAUGAGCUGCUGCAGAGACAAGGAUCACCGUACACAAACGAGUCGCCUCCUCGUAGCGUGUGUGCGUGCGAGAAUGGACUCGCUGUGGCAGUAAAUAACAAGACCUUGUAUCUCCUUUCUGUAAAUUCUGAUAAUAUUAUAAGUCUGACCAGUGAAAUCAGUACAUCCUCAUUGUUUUACUCUAUUUGCCACAAGACGCCAUCAGUCAUAUUUGUGAGUACGUUGGAUUAUCCACGUCCUGCUAAAAUGAUAACAAUGGACGGUGUUGAGUCAGACUUCGAUCGUGUUGACUUCCCAAAGAAGACGUGCAAAAUCGAUGAGAGCAUGUGCACAUGUGUCCAGGCCAAUAACACGCUGGUACUGACUGACAGACACGCACACACAGUGUACAUGUACGAUACCGUAAAGGGAACCUCAAGAGCAGUCACUGAUGGGAAUAUCCAGGAGCCACGAUAUGCAUGUGUGGGGCCUGGUGACACGGUGAUGGUUUCCUGUGGGAAGAAGACCUCCAUCGUGCACUUAAGCGUUACUGGUGAAAACCUCGGCACCUACGUAGUGAAUAUGAAGUUCCAGUACUCAGUGACUAUGAGUAAGGAUGGUACCAAACUGGCCGUGUCAAACAGCGCUGCAGGCAUGAAGAAAUUUCAGUUGUAUAAAAUAUCAUGCACUUGAUGUGCUGGAUUUAAACCCAUGCUCUAGACAUGUAGCUCAUUUUAAUGUGUAAUGAAAUACUCGUUUAACAUAUGAUACUAAUUUUGAAAGUGUCAAUCGACAUUGUUCUUAAGUAUUUGUAAAUCAUGUAUCUCUAUAUAAUUAAAGUAUUUGUAUUAUAGAGUUGACAUAUUGUAACUGAUGUAUUCACUAAUGCAAUUUAUAUGUACUCAAUGUACAUUGAAUACGUUUUUCGGCGUAAGCUGUAUUAAGCCAGCUUUUCACCCUGACUUGACCUUUGUAAGUGUCCAAUAAUAUUCAAAGAAAAUUUCCCGCGGCUAGGUACGAAUGAAUACACUUCAUUUAUUCCAUUGGCUGAUUUGAGUAUAACACCAGAACAUUGGAAACAUAUCCGCGUCUUUGUAACACUGUUUUACUGCAUGAAACAAUUUUAUCUCUAAUGAAAAGGCUCAAUAGAUAGAACAGUUUUACAAUCAAUUUUCGACAUAAAUACAGUUUGUGCGUUCACCUUUUAUUUUCAGAGAAUUACCAGCGCAAAAGCGUUUAUACUAAAGGCUAUAUUCUCAUAUUUAGUACUUACUUGCAUUGCAUUUCAACCCGCGAUGUUUCGGGUCAAUUCGCGGCCAGUGUGUGAAAGUCAGAGUUUAUAUACAGUUCAUCACCGGAGUUCGCAGAAGGGGUUGCGAUCUUUUCAUUGAAGGAAAAAAUUGGAAUCUAUGCUAUUUUUGUCUGAUGGAGUAAAUAGUUCGUUUAGUCGCUUUGUCGAUCAAUAUUUUAGGCACAGCUGUUGCCUUGGUCGUGUACAGUUGGCGUAAACAAGCCGUCGUUUCAGCAGCAGAAUUGUUACCUAACUUUAAUGCAUCGCAUUCCAAUCCGCAAGGUAUCAAGGUCAGUUUGCGGUCAGUUGCAGAAAUCUUUAUAUAAACGCCGUCUCGUAAACUUUGUGCACUUGAAGUCUGUUUUGAUCAGAAAGAUACUAAAUAAAGAUAUUCGGCGAUAUUAUUGUGGUAUGUCAAUAAUCGAUUUUUAAUAUGUUUUCAACAUUUGCAUGAUAAGGACCAAUUUUGAUAAAGUUAAUUAGAAAUAUUUAUCCAUUUAGACCAGUUUUAAGCAUGAGCACAAUAAUUCACUAUACUAUAAUUAUGCAAUUAAAUAAGAUUCGAGUAUUGCCGGCUGACCUAUAUGCACUCGUUUAUUUUCGUGUUUCUUGUGUUUUUCUAUUCUGUAAAUAUAGAUAUCUGAGUAAUAAUAUCACAUAAAGCAAAAUAAGCCUCGAAAUCUGGCGCAACACCUCGUAAUUGAUUUGCUUGUGAUGUAGCUAAGAACUGCGCAGAAAAAAGGCAUCCGCUACUUUUUAUCUCAUAGAGAUAACUUUUGGUCGUUCAUAAACAUCGACCACAAUCAACGCCGUAUAUCUUUUUUUAAAGAUAUUUCUUGUUAACAAUACUUCAUAAAUAAAAAUGGCAGUCCAAGAGACUUGCAUAUUACCUCGGAGAUUUUGUUGUCCUUGACACAUUGUUGGAAAGUUAGACUUAACUUCAAAGUUGUUAGCUACACUUCAGUAGAAAAUAACAGUUGUUUAUUUAUCAAUUCACAAAUAUACUGUUCCGUAGGUUU
Messenger RNA from Dreissena polymorpha, 3502 nucleotides. RefSeq lists its product as uncharacterized. The record is from RefSeq and is a predicted model, not a curated record. Lineage: Eukaryota; Metazoa; Mollusca; Bivalvia; Myida; Dreissenidae. The transcript is spliced from 2 exons. Bases 383 to 1174 code for a protein of 263 amino acids.